This is a messenger RNA of Hibiscus syriacus, 823 nucleotides long. RefSeq lists its product as uncharacterized. Lineage: Eukaryota; Viridiplantae; Streptophyta; Magnoliopsida; Malvales; Malvaceae. The coding region runs from base 133 to 588 and encodes 151 amino acids. The transcript is spliced from 3 exons. The record is from RefSeq and is a predicted model, not a curated record.
UAAACGGCGGCUUAAGGAAAACCUAAAACAGAACCAACUCUCCGAUAGUUCUUUAAGAAAAUACUGAAAUAAGCAAAGGCCAAAGCGCAUCUAAUUCUAAGCCUUGUUUCUCACUUUCCUCUAACUACAAACAUGCAAAGACAAUCCUUAGGCUCGCCUACCUCCAAGCGCGACAUCCAUGGACGAGAAGAGAUUAACGGUGCCGAUGAUCAUAAACUCCGAGUAAUCAUCGACGGCGAGGACCGCAAAGACAGUAAGCCUCGCCGAUUGUCGUUUUCGCCUUCAUCGCCGUCGUUUCCGUUGACUCCUAAGUCUGAGAAGCUAAUUCAUCUCAUUCCUGUUCUCACUCUCCUUUGCUUCCUCAUACUUUACCUUAAUUCUCACAGUCCUUCACAAUCCGAUUUGGCAGCUUUUAACGGAUUCAAGUAUUCCUCAAAGCAUCUAGAUUCACGUGAAAUCGGCGAUUUAGGCCGAUUUAUGGAGACUCAGAGAGACAAUGUUUUGGCUGUUCGAAGCCAAAGGAAUUUGCAGGAACUUGAUAAGUACGUUUCGAAGUAUCGUCCGCAUCGGAAAAUCGCCGAUUUCUAGGCGACCUCCUUGAGUUUUGCAUCGAUCGGUUUAUCUCUCUCUCUCUUACGAUUCCGGUGUUGGCUCAUGCUCUAGCUGACUAUAAGCCAACACGUGCCGGUCAUACUUGCACGUGGGAGGCAUUUUUUUGGUUGAAGAUGUAAAUUUAAAUUGCAUGUUAAUUUGUUGGCUUGUGAAGCAAAUAUCUUAGCUGGCGCUACGUGUGUAGCUCUUGAUCAGUUGUUUUACCAUCUUU